Sinocyclocheilus grahami is the source of this 3230-nucleotide messenger RNA. RefSeq names its product tyrosine-protein phosphatase non-receptor type 4-like. Gene Ontology annotation, molecular function: cytoskeletal protein binding; protein tyrosine phosphatase activity. Lineage: Eukaryota; Metazoa; Chordata; Actinopteri; Cypriniformes; Cyprinidae. The transcript is spliced from 26 exons. The record is from RefSeq and is a predicted model, not a curated record. The coding region runs from base 350 to 3043 and encodes 897 amino acids. Gene Ontology annotation, cellular component: cytoplasm; cytoskeleton; cytoplasmic side of plasma membrane. Gene Ontology annotation, biological process: protein dephosphorylation.
CGCAGCAGCCAGUAGCAGCAAUACAGAGACAUAUGCGGGAUUAUAGAGCUAAACCCGGCCAGCAGCCACAGAGAUGAUUGCAAUUGCGUCUGAGGCUUUUAUUUAAUGCACCGCACCCGAGAAGAAGCCAGGAUUGCGUUCCUGUUUUGGAAAUAUUAUUUAUUACUGUGCCAGAGGCCCCUUGAAUUGAAUGUAAUGUGAACAUCUACAGCAAUGUGGUUAUUUUCCUGCAGAUGAGCUGCUGUUUUGUCCUCUCCCCCCUCCUAUUCUCCUUUCAUCAUAAUUCAAGAUCAUCUUCAAUUCACUGGACUCUCCUAGACCUGUAUAUGAAGACGGAGUGGGGACCGUAAUGACCGCACGCUUCCGGUUGCCUGCUGGCAGAUCUUACGAUGUGGGAGCGUUGGAGGAGGCCAGAGAGAGACAGCACGCGCAGGUGGAGUGUAACGUUUUACUGCUGGACAACACAAUACAGGCCUUCAGAGUCAAUAGGUGGCUGGACCCAAACAAACCUAUUAGAAAACAGCUCAAAAGGCUGUCUCCACAUAAUCUGAGAUAUAGAGUGAAGUUUUUCGUGAGUGACCCUAGUAAACUACAGGAAGAGUACACAAGGUAUUUGUACUUUUUGCAACUGAAGCAGGAUAUUCUGAGUGGCAGACUCCCUUGCCCACAAAAUACUGCAGUUCUUCUGGCUUCUUAUGCUGUUCAGGCUGAGCUGGGGGACUACAGUCACUCCGAACAUUUGCCUGGGUACCUCUCCGAGUACAGCUUCAUUCCCAACCCACCGCAGGAUUUUGAGAAAGAGGUCGCCAAACUUCACCAAGAGCACAAUGGACUCACACCAGCUCAGUCCGAGUUUAACUACUUGAAUGCUGCGCGGACGCUGGAGCUGUAUGGCGUGGAAUUGCACUAUGCUCGGGACCACUGUAACACAGAGAUUUACAUCGGAGUUUUGUCUGCCGGCAUCUCCGUCUAUAAGGACAGGGUACGAGUCAACCACUUUCCGUGGUUGAAAAUUGUAAAAAUAUCUUUUAAAUCUAAACAGUUUUUUAUACAACUAAGAAAAGAACUGACUGAGAACAGAGAGUCUUUAUUGGGUUUCAACAUGAUGAACUACAGAGCUUGUAAGAACUUAUGGAAGGCCUGCGUGGAGCAUCACACGUUCUUCAGACUGGAGCGGCCCGUUCCUCCGGAGAGAAACCUUUUCCUGCAGUACUUCACCCUCGGAUCCAAGUUUCGCUACAGUGGGCGGACAGAGGCGCAGUCUGUACAGUACGGAAAGGAAAGAGGCAACAAGAACAGAGUUUUUGCAAGAUCGCCGAGCAAGCCUCUGGUCAGGAGACUGAUGAGUGGCUUGGACUGGGAGACCGUCAGCAGGAAUUCCCUCUCAGACGACCGACUGGAGACUCAGAGUCUGCCGAACCGUUCUCCCCCAGACUCGCCCGAUCAUAACUCGGUGUUUACCACAGACGGGGCGCGAAUCAGGCCGUCCUCCAUUGGUCACUUAGUCGAUCAUGUGAUCGAUGACUCGCCAUGCCAGACGUUCACCAAUCACAAGUCUGCAUCCUCCACGCAGGCCAACAGCAUCAGCCUAGACUCGACACCGUCUCCUGAUGUGACGACAGAUGAGCAGCCGCCUGCUCUGCCCCCAAAACAGUCCAGAAGAGACCCUCUGACCCACAACGGCAGAUCCCAGUCUCAGCAUGAGCUGGACGAGCACCUCAGCGAACUAUACAACGUACCUGCGGCGUCAGGAAAGAGCAUGAAUGGAGCCGUGCCUCAUGACAAUCUUGUUCUGAUUAAAAUGAGGCCAGAUGAAAAUGGACGAUUUGGAUUUAAUGUUAAGGGUGGCGCUGAUCAGAGGAUGCCCAUCAUUGUGUCCCGUGUGGCUCCAGGAACUCCGGCUGAUAUGUGUAUGCCGCGCCUCAACGAGGGCGACCAGGUGGUGCUGAUUAACGGGCGUGAUAUCUCAGAGCACACUCACGAUGACGUGGUUAUGCUAAUUAAGGCCAGCUGUGAGGACCAAUCAGGAGAGCUCAUCCUGCUCGUCAGACCCAAUGCCAUCUAUGACGUGGACGAGGAGCAGGAGAAGUUGGAUCUGGAGCCAGAUUUCCAGUAUAUUCCAGAGAUAUCCGGUCUGGAGCAGAGCCACUCGGAGGCCGAUAGCUUGAGAUCCUCCAUCCAGCUGCUGAGAGAUGGCCUUUCCAGCGGUACCGUGCUUGCGCAGUUUGAUCAACUGUACAGGAAGCGUCCUGGGAUGUCCAUGUCAUGCGCCAGAUUGCUGCAAAACGUCUCCAAAAACCGCUAUCGGGACAUUUCUCCAUAUGACACCACUCGAGUUGUGCUGAAGGGGACGGACGAUUAUAUCAAUGCAAAUUUCCUUAACAUGGAAGUCCCUGGUAAAUGUGAAGUAAAGCGGUAUAUCGCCUGUCAAGGGCCUCUUCCUGGUACCUGCUCUGACUUCUGGCAGAUGGUGUGGGAACAGAGCGCCGCCCUAGUGGUCAUGCUCACGACACAAGUUGAACGUGGCAGGGUGAAAUGUCAUCAAUACUGGCCAAACGUUUCGGCAAGUGGCACCUACGGAGGCUUUCAGGUUACAUGUGUGUCAGAGGAAGGGAACUCGGCGUACCUGCUCAGAGAUUUGACGCUUUCACACCUGGAGAGUAAAGAAGAAAGGCAGAUUUGUCAGAUGCAGUACUUGGCAUGGCCUGACCACGGCGUCCCAGAUGACUCGUCGGACUUCCUGAACUUUGUCAGUCAAGUACGCAGCAAAAGAACCUACGCAUCUGAACCUGUGGUGGUUCAUUGCAGCGCUGGGAUUGGUCGCACCGGGGUGCUUAUCACUAUGGAGACAGCGAUGUGUUUGAUAGAAAAUGGUCAGUCGGUGUAUCCCUUAGACAUCGUCAGAACCAUGAGAGACCAGCGUGCCAUGAUGAUCCAGACUCCUAGCCAGUACCGUUUUGUAUGCGAAGCGAUUCUGAAAGUUUAUGAUGAGGAGCUUGUAAAGCCAUUUGAGACUGAGCCUCCAGUCGAAAAGGAAGAAUGAACACCGCCCUUCAGCAUUUCUGAGGUUCUUCUGUGAUUUACAACUACUGCCAGUGAGAUCUGCACUCAGCUCGCUGUCGCCCCCUGCUGGAAGGCAGUGGACCUGAUCGCCCGCAAGCUAGAAUACAGACGAAAAAGCACUAUUGCACUUUACAGCGACAAACAAUGACUUAAGGGGAUUUUUCAUU